This is a messenger RNA of Erigeron canadensis, 3208 nucleotides long. RefSeq names its product G-type lectin S-receptor-like serine/threonine-protein kinase At1g67520. The transcript has 8 exons. NCBI's taxonomy places the organism in Eukaryota, Viridiplantae, Streptophyta, Magnoliopsida, Asterales, Asteraceae. The coding region runs from base 45 to 3101 and encodes 1018 amino acids. Gene Ontology annotation, biological process: protein phosphorylation. Gene Ontology annotation, molecular function: protein serine/threonine kinase activity; ATP binding. The record is from RefSeq and is a predicted model, not a curated record.
AUGAACCUGUUUUUACUUUUUAUACUGAUACAAAAGGUUAAAUAAUGGUUCCUCGCCAGAUACUUCUGAUAUUCAUUAUAUUCGUCUUUUACUUUUGCUUAUUUAAUAAUGGAGCUUCAGGAAGUAAUAUUACUUUUGUCAACAACUGUGAUUUCACUGUUUGGCCUGCAAUCAUUGACAACAGGCCCAAUAUAGCAAAUUUCAGCAGCACCGGAUUCGAGCUCACAAGGGGUAAAUCAAUCUCUCUUGAAGUUCCAACUGGGUGGCAGGGUCGUUUCUGGGGUCGGACGGGUUGCACCUUUAAUGACACUGGCUACAUGUCGUGCACUACCGGUGACUGCGGUGGUGAAAUGGAGUGCAACGGAAGAUCAUACACAGGACCAACUACAAUUGCAGAGUUUGCUUUCAAUCAGUUUAAUGGCCAGGAUUUUUAUGAUGUCAGUCUUGUCGACGGUUACAAUUUACCUAUGCUUGUUGAGGCGACAGGUGGGUCAAGUUCUGGGUUGCGUAGUUGUGCAAAGACGGGUUGCAUUAAUGACUUAAACCGACGGUGCCCACGAGAGUUGACGGGUGGAGGUGGAUGCAGGUCUGCUUGCCAGGCCUUCGGCUCGCCAGAGUAUUGUUGCAGCAGCAGCUCAUUUAUAUCACCAUCCACAUGCAAGCCUACAGCAUAUGCUCAAUUCUUUAAAUUGGCUUGCCCUAGAUCCUAUAGCACCAUAUAUGAUGAUCAAACUAGUACAUUUACGUGUAAUGGUGCCAGUUACACUCUCAGAUUUUGUCCAGAUCCUAAUUCAUUUUCAGCAAUCAAAGUCGGGGGCCAGCUUGACUCCACUGACCAGCUUGUUUCCAUCGGUGGAAAUUUCACAUUAGGAUUCUUUGAUGAAGAUAAUAGUUACUUGGGAAUUUGGUACACGAAUGACAUUGAAUCCAGGAAAGUAUGGGUUGCUAAUCCAAACAAACCAGUCGUGUCAGGCUCCAUGAACCAUGCUCUCUCCAUUGACCCCCAAACCGGAAACCUGAUCAUCACUGCUGGGCAGACUACUCUAAUGGUUAUCACUGAUGUUCAGGCUGGUCGAAACCCAAACGUGACAGCAACCCUUGAAGACAAUGGUAAUUUCCAGCUGAUUAAUGAAGUUGACAAGACGGUUUUGUGGCAGAGUUUUGAUCACCCAAACAAUGUACUUUUACCAGGUAUGAAACUCGGAUAUGAUAUAAAUACAGGGCGGAAUCGGACACUUACUUCUUGGCUCAGUACUGAAAUUCCUGGUCCAGGAGCAUUUACUAUGAGUUGGGAACCCAUGGAAGAAGCAUCUCAGAGAUUAAUGAUUCGAAGACGAGGUGAACCCUACUGGACAAGUGGAAAUCUGAAUGGUCAAACAUUUCAGUACCUUUUUGCAUUAAAUAGCCCGCGUAGUCAAUUUCGCUAUAACAUUACUACUGUUUACAGCAAUGAAGAACAUUACAUUUCCUAUAAUGCAAUUAAUGUAGAUUUACCUAUGUGGAUUUUGACACCAAAAGGGCAGAUCAAAGAUGAUGACAAUUCUACUGUUUGGACCCCUGAGUUUUGUUACGGAUACAAUUCAAGUAAUGGUUGUGUAGAGGAGAGACUGCCUCAGUGUAGGCAAGAGGGUGAUAAUUUUAGUGAAAAGAAUGGAGAAUUUGCUACUGAUGUAACCAGAAUUACUACUGAUAAUAACUCAAGCCUAAGCAUUAGUGAUUGCUUCAUUAAGUGCUGGAAUAAUUGUAGCUGUGUGGGGUUUAAUAGCAGUACCACGAACGGAACUAGCUGUGUUAUCUGGACAGGAAGCAAUAACUUUUUGGUUAAUCCACGAGAAAACUCUACAUUAAAAUAUGUGAUCAGUCAAAAUUCAAUCAGCCCAACCACAGGAAACAAGACUGAAAAAAGCAAGAAAUGGAUAUGGAUACCUAUUGUUGUUGUCAUUCCUUUGGGUUUCCUGUGUUUGGGAAUUCUGGUUUGCAUAAAAAGGCGAGAAGAAUACAAGAGGCGGAAAAGAGAUGAAUAUUUCCUUGAGCUGACAGCUUCCGAAAGCUUUAAGGAUGUACAUCAGCUUGAAACUGAGGGUGGGAAAGGAAAUGAUUUGUUAUUAUUCAGUUUUACCCGUAUCAUGACAGCCACAGAUGACUUCUCAGUUGAGAAUAAGCUAGGAGAGGGUGGUUUCGGACCGGUUUACAAGGGAAAGCUAAGUGAUGGGCGAGAAAUUGCUAUUAAAAGGCUGUCAAGAACAUCAGGGCAAGGGCUUGUGGAAUUCAAGAAUGAACUAAUACUCAUAGCCAAACUCCAACACACAAAUCUUGUUCGAGUUCUUGGCUGUUGUAUUCACAGGGAAGAAAAGAUGUUAAUUUAUGAAUAUAUGCCCAACAAAAGCUUAGACUUCUUUCUUUUUGAUGAAAACAGAAAGGGGGAACUAGAUUGGCCCAAACGAUUUAACAUCAUUGAAGGAAUAGCUCAAGGGUUGUUAUACUUGCAUAAAUACUCAAGAAUGCGAGUUAUUCAUAGAGAUCUAAAAGCCAAUAACAUUCUUUUAGAUGAGAAUUUGAACCCCAAGAUUUCUGAUUUUGGUAUGGCAAGAAUAUUCAAGGAGAAUGAAACAGAGGCAAUGACUAACAGGGUUGUCGGAACAUAUGGCUAUAUGUCUCCUGAGUAUGCAAUGGAAGGGACUUUCUCCAUCAAGUCCGAUAUUUUCAGUUUUGGAGUCUUGAUCCUAGAAAUCGUCAGUGGAAGGAAAAAUAGCAGUUUUGUUCAUCUUGAUCGGACGUUUAAUCUGAUUGGAUAUGCAUGGGAGCUAUGGCAACAAGGAGAUACACUGGAGUUAAAAGACCAAACCCUCGGAAAUACUUGUGUCAUACAACAAUUUUUGAGGUCAGUGCACGUCGCCCUUCUUUGUGUGCAAGAAAGCGCAGCAGAUAGGCCAACAACAUCAGAUAUGAUCUCCAUGCUUCUCAACGACACCAUGUCAUUACCCACACCAAACAAACCGGCGUUCGUCAUAGGAAAAGUGGAGUCAAAGUCAACUUCGGAAAGCAACGAGAAAGAUUGUUCUGUGAACAAUAUGACAAUCACAGUUAUGGAAGGUCGAUAGGGUGUAUAAGCAUAGCAUGCAGCUCCAUGAUUAGCAAAUAUUUUAUUUUUUCUUCUAAGUUGUUGUUUGUGAUUUAAUUCAUAUAUAAUAUAUAUGGUUAUUCAGUA